AUGGAGAAGAAGCAGAAUAUGGAGGAGAAGGAGAAUCUGAACAUCACUCUGCCUCAAGAUUUGAUCGCCAAAAUCCUUCUAAGGCUACAGUCCAAGGAUGACUACUUGCUUGUUGUAAUCCCAUUUUGUAGAUGUGAACCUCAAGUGAUUGAUAAUAGGUAUGAAGGCUCUGUUGUUUCUGUGCAAUCUGGUGGACCUGGAGUUAACUCUUCGUGGCCUCGAAUUGAGGUUUUAUCUCUGAAAACCAAUGUACCCUCCUUUUAUGGAGUUGAUAUCGAGUAUCUGGAUGUCGUGUUUGAGUCAAAAUAUGGUUUGUUCUUGGAUAAGUCUCUACAUUGGUUGGUUACACCUAAGGAUACACAACUUCGUGUAAUCAUUGCCUUUGAUUUGGUGGAAAGGAGUUUAUCGGAGAUUCCUCUUUCACAUGAAUUGGCAGCGGAAUUGGCGAUAUAUAAAGAAUGUUAUUUGAGGGUAUUGAGAGGAUGUCUUAGUCUGUGUUACUCGAGUGAAGGUGAUGAUGGCCAUGAAGUGUCUGUGAUAUGGGUUAUGGAAGAUUAUAAAGUGCAGUCUUCUUGGACUAAAUCUUUUGUUUUGUCAAUUCAAGAUGAUGACAUGCCCUUUUUGCCAAUAUGCUUCACUAAAGGUGGUGAUUUUUUCGGGCUAGAUGAGAAUGGAGAAUUCGAGAAAUUUAAUGAUAAGGGUGAACUGCUUGAGAAUCACACAUAUGGACUGUCGGACAAAGGGGCUCUAAAAUAUUUUGAUAUGUACAAAGAGAGCCUUCUAACACUCCCUAGCGAACUAUCAUGA
Messenger RNA from Lotus japonicus, 807 nucleotides. RefSeq lists its product as uncharacterized. The coding region runs from base 1 to 807 and encodes 268 amino acids. The transcript is spliced from 2 exons. NCBI's taxonomy places the organism in Eukaryota, Viridiplantae, Streptophyta, Magnoliopsida, Fabales, Fabaceae. The record is from RefSeq and is a predicted model, not a curated record.